Astyanax mexicanus (Mexican tetra) is the source of this 3860-nucleotide messenger RNA. RefSeq names its product myelin-associated glycoprotein. Bases 16 to 1038 code for a protein of 340 amino acids. The transcript has 9 exons. The record is from RefSeq and is a predicted model, not a curated record. Lineage: Eukaryota; Metazoa; Chordata; Actinopteri; Characiformes; Acestrorhamphidae.
AGUUUUCUGCACUUAAUGCCUCAACUCAUCAAUAUAUGUAUCUUUGUAUUUGCAGUGAUCUUUGCCUCUGUGUUUUCUGAAGACUGGGGGGCGGCUGUUGUGCCCAGUAUGAAAGCACUGGUCACAUCUUGUGUUGUGGUACCCUGCACAUUCAAGUACCCUGGUACAGAACUUCCAGACUCACGUAUGAGGGGAAUCUGGCAUGAGAAAGCUGAUUGGAAAAAAAUAAUCUAUCAGGAAGAUAAAACAGUGAUUGUAGACAGCUUCAAGCGUCGCACAAAACUACUUGGCAGAUUGGGUAAUAAAAACUGCACUUUAGAGAUUGACGAAAUUAAAGACCAUGACAACGGCCCGUUCUGCUUCAGGGCUGAAAUCCCAGGUCAAGAUCAAAAUAAGUUUUCCUUUGUGGAAAACUGUGUGUCCUUGAUCAUGAUGCCGAAUCCAGACGAUCCAACGCUGGAUCAAAAGGAGGUCUUGGAAGAUGGAGUUCCUACCACUUUUAAGUGUUUUGUCCAACACACCUGUCCUAGCCACCCUCCCACCCUCACGUGGAGCCGUGCUAAUAAGGAUGCUACUACAAAAAACAGGCACCUUUCUAAUGGAGUGUGGGAAAUAGAGUCCUUGCUGACUUUAACCCCAACAGAGCAGGAUGAUCACACUCUGCUCAACUGCACUGCUUCUUUUCAUGGUGGCAAGAAAUCUUUAACCAGUAACCGUAUAUAUAUAAAACGUAAAGCCAAUAUCUUUCACAUCAUCAUUCCAGUGGUUGCUGUGAUUGGAACUGCCAUUUUAUUCGGAGGAGUCUGUUUCGUCAUGACCAAGAAAUACAAGAGGCAGAUUCAAGAGCUCCAGACUAGAGGCUCAGUCGGAAUGAGAAGUCGUCUCUCCAGGAUGUCCCACAGGUUCAGGUCAGUGGACUGGAGGACCACAGCAGUGCUUGGCCAAUUAUCUCUUUACAAUGAAUGUAAAAUGAUGAAUGAUGAUUUAUUGCAAAUGUCAUUUGAUGUGAUUCCUGCCAAAGUUGCAUGUCUGUUCUGACCAGAAGCCACAGGUCACAAUCAUAACCACCUACUACUCUGUCCACUGUGGGUGGUAAUGCCUUGUGUGAGGUAUUCUUGAUACACAAUUAUUAAACAUGAUAAUUCAUGUCACCUUGGCAUGAGCACACCUAACCACAUGUACAGAUCUGGGUGUUCCCAAGCCAUUUCUCUUCUUGAUUGAUUUACAUACUGCUAUCCCAUGACUUUUGGCAUAUCACUGUAAGUACACUGCUUACUGCCCAGAAAAAAUAGCUUUACAUAAAAAACAUUCUCAGAUAAUAUAUGUCAUUUGCACACUGUAUUAGGUAUUAUGCAUUUAUCCUGGUGUAGCAAAUAAGAGGCCAUGAAACAAUUACUACAGAGCAUGAUUCAUUUAACUAUUUCUAUUUUACUGAGUUACAGGAGUUACCGGGGGAACGAGCCUAGAGUGCAUAUGACCGCUAAGCCAAACAACCAUGUCAGUGCUGUGUCAGGAAAUGCAGGAUUCUCCAAACCUCGCUUUCCAUCUCCAAAGAGUGAACACAAGACCUACAGCAAAUCUCUGGAUACAUGCUCAGCAAACUACGAUGAGGACGAUUACACCAAUGUGGGGGACUUGAGCAUAUAUGGGAAUGUCUGAUGAUAGAUUAUAGAGAAGAUCGGAUCAGCCUCUUUUUGUAUUUCUUUGAUCUCAUUUGAUUAUGUCGGGACAUAUGUACAGUUCUGAUUUCCAAUCACACUUAAUUAGGUUUCAGCAGCAACAUAACAAAAACUAGAAGGACUGCAAAUCAGUAAAUUACAACCGUAAAAAAGGCAUAUCAACUUUGCAAAAAAUGUUAGUGAGCCUGGUUGUUUUGUGUACUUUUUUUUCUUCCGUAUUGUUUUUUCUUUCCCCCACAUCUUUUAUCAUUUUCACCUUGAGUCACAUAUUAAACUUAGCAGUGUCUUAUUUUGAAAGAGAGCUAUCACUAACCUUUUCUGCUCGGAUUUGACAGUAAAGACUAUUUUUUAAGGCAAGGCACUGCAGGUGAAUUUGAAUUUUUUGUGUUACAAAUAUUUUGCAAUUGUAUGUUUAGAUAUGCAAAUAAGGUCAUAUCUAACCAAAUAUGCAUAAAUCUGCAUACAUUUUAAGUAGACACGUUCUGUUUUAAAUUAUCUUUUCAGUUCGUUGACAUAUUAGAAUUAAACUUACUAGGGUAAUUUUGGGAUUUCUCUUUUUCAGCACUCCAGUAAUCCAAAAAAAAAACAAGUGUUCAUCAAGUUUGUGCAUUAAAUCUAAGUCAGGCAGUAAUGUACAGCGCAAAUGUAUAACUUAUAGGGAUAAAAUGUAAAUAUAGAAAUAUGUGUUAUAUAUAAAUGGUACCAAUUUGACUGAAGGCUGAAAGUUUGAAAAAAAAAAAAACAUUUUAGUAAAACAGCCUUAAUCUGUACUGUACCAUAUUUUUGCACUAUAAGGUGCACUUUAAAAUCAUUUAAUUUUCCCAAAAAUCGUCAGUGCAUCUUAUAUAUAACCCUGUGUGCAUUAUGUAUGUAUUAUUUUUUUUUAACAGUCAGGUUGUAAGGAGCAGUAAAGUCACUUCACUGAAGUACAGUGUUUUACAGGAGUUUCAGGUUAGUUUUUCAACACAGAGCCUCGAGACUGGAGCAGCAUUAGGAUUAGCCCCUAACUUUAAGCUCUAGCUCUUUUGUUAUACAGAGGCGAGUAUUAUUGACCUUUAGCCUGCUGCUAAUCCCGGCCAAUAAUAACACGUCAAUGUAUUAUGUGAUUAAUUUAUAGCACACAACUAAUCAUUACAUAUUUUUAUAUAGGCUUAUCAGGCAGCAAACACAUUGUUGUAUAUUGUUGACAAGUUACUAACAGCUUAUUUCUUAUUACACACAUCUUGUUGCAACCAUAUAAUUCAUAAUGUUGCUAUGGAGUAAUAAGUAGCAGAAUAAGGAUCAAAAUAAGAAUCUAAGAUUCUUGUUUUGAGUAUUUAUCUUAAAUGUAAUAUUUUUGUUGUUAGUAAAAAAAAAAUUAUAUAUUCAUCUAAAAUACAUACUGUAAAAUAUCUCAAGUAAAAACUGUAUGCAGAAGUCAUAAUUUUUUGGUUUUAUAUUUUAAGUAUAGAUAAUAAUAAUAAUAAUAAAGGAAAGUAUAUAUGUAUGUAGAUAGCAUUGCCAGCAAAUUAUUCACACUUAUCCCCUAUAAAUAUUUUUUUAUAGCUUUGAUUUGUAAUUAAACAUUGAAAGAGUAGAGUGUCCCAAUACUUUUGUAGAUAUAAUGUAUGUCUCAGUCCUUAUAAAUAAAGGUCAAAUAAAUAAUAAAGGAACAGGGAGGGGUAUUUGAUAAGGUCAUAUUUUACAUAUUGUAGAGCUCUUAAAGCUGCCACCACCCUAUUUUUUUAGUGCAGGGGGGUUUCACUUCCUUCUACAGCUCGCUGAUUGAUUAGAUUUAUCUUCUCACACUCGUCUGUAAAAAAAACUCACUGAAGCAGCAAAUGUGUUCAUGCAUGUAAAUAGAUUAACCCUGGUUUGACGCAGAUGGAACUUUUCUAAUAAGAAUCGUAGGCGGUUCAAACAGGCUUGAUUUUUUUAUAGUACAGAUAAACAACUUUAAGGAAGCUGCAUUUACAUAUUUAGUUCUCUUCGUGUAUAAACAUUAUUAUUACCAGUAACUAGCAUUUUCUUUUCACAAUAAAGGUGGUCAAGCCAUGCAAACCAAUGUGAUGCAAUAAUAUUUCAUUUUUCAUUUAAUUCCAAAUAUAUAUUUUUGUAUUUUUUGCAGCAAACAUGUCAUGAAGUGUGUAAUGUGUCAAUGAUUUUAAAAUGCAUUUUUAAACAAUAAAAUGUUGGAAAUUU